GUCUGGCUCUUCGGGGACGAGGUGGACGCGGGGUCAAUUACGUCCGUAGCCAUUUUGGCUCAGGCCUGGCUCAAGCAAUUUGGGUUCAACUGCCCACACUAUCCUCAGACGCCUUCCUUGGACUGGGACUCGCGCCUCCCCCCUGUGGCAGCCGAUGGCCGCCUCGGCGCCGCCCCUCGAGGAGCUGCCGGUCGCCGUGGGGCAGCCCGUGGUGAUGUACCCGCCAUCGGCGCAGCCCAUGGCGGCGCCGGGGACGGCGAUGGCGCAGCCCAUGAUGCCCGGGGCGCAGCCUAUGAUGAUGCCUGGGGCACAGCCCGUGAUGAUGGCACAGCCCAUGAUGCCCGGGGCGAUGACGCAGGUGCCUCGGGGCUGGAUGCCGCAGACCGCCGAUCAGAGCGGCACGGCCGUGGGUGCGCGGGUGCCCCCCUCCUUCUGGGCCAGGUGCUGCUAUGCCCCGUGCGCCAUAUCUGGGUACGAGCACGGCGAUCCCACGCUGGGCAUCUUCGAAGGCCAGGCUCUUUGCGCGCUGAUCCUCGACCUCCUCUGCUGCAUGGGCUGCGUCGUGAGCCAGUUCUGCUGGCGGCCAGACCCCAGAAACAUCAGGGGCGACGGCACGCAGCGAACAGUGGAGCAGAAGUGCCUCGCCGGCUUCUGCGUCGGCUUCCUGGCCAUUGCGUUCUGGGAGAACGGCGACUUCUGCUGCGGACCCGACGGCAGGUGCGCCUGGUGCACCAGUGAGGCGGUGAAGGGCUGCAUGGCCCACUUCCUUCCCCAGAUCGUUGGUCUCCCGUCCCUGGAUUGCUGCUACGUGAUGUGCUUUUGGGAGCCCGACGGCAGGUUCUUCCGGCGCUCCCUGGACAACCACGGCGGGGGCGCUGCCGUGGUGGGGGCCCCAGUGCAGACGGCCGCAGGAAACCCGCCGUUCUUGCAGGUGGCGGGCUCGGCCCCUGGGGGGUUGGAGUUGCAGGGCCUUGCUGCGAGCCGGGGGUGGUGAAGGCUGCGCAGGGUUGGAGUAGUUGCGAAGCGUCUUCAGCACCCACCAGCCCAGCCACGAGCGAUGCCUGGGCGAGCUGCAUGGAUCAUCAUGUGCGGGUGAGGGAGCACCACCGUGUGAUACAUUCGUUGCCGCCCCAUGUCGGCGGGGCCUCACGUGAGAGGAUUAGGAGGAGGAGAAGGGGUUUACUCCUUGGACAAGAGAAGGGGCUUCGUCCCUGAUCCGUCGUUCCGUAGGUCAGGCCGCUGACCGCAGCUCGCCCGGCGUCUUGGCAGGGCGGGUCGGCCUGCGCAGGGCGGCGAGGGCGCCCCCCCGCCGCCCCCCGCCGGCACAGAGCCGGUGCGGAGUGCUCGCGGGCCGCCCGCGCACGGCGCGGGCCAACUCUUCGGCGCGAGGCGCACUCUUUGCGCUGCUCUUGUUGGCAGGGAUGGCGUUGCUCCUCGCUGGUCGUGUGGGUCAGGGGGUGUUACCCAACCGUUUCGUAGGGGUUCGCGUUUGGAUGGCUGGUGGGAUCUGGCGACUCUCUUGCGGAGGAAGCAUGGAAACAUGUCUGGCGAUAUUUUGUCCGCACCGCCGUGAAGCUGCCAACCGUGUAUCGCGCAGCCAGGCUGAAGCUUUUAAGCUGCAGAAUUUUCCAAUCUGGUGUCGUACGCACUUCCGAGUGUACGUCAUUUUGAUCUUUCAUCUGUAGUUUACGGACACUUUAACAAGAAUCCCUCGCAGGUGUGCGGUUCCCGGGCAACUGUCUGAUACUGGUUGCGGGUGCCAGAGGGGGAGAGUGGUUCGUGGGGGGAGCUCCUCGGCAAUUGGUAGGGGCGUCGCAAGCCCACUUCUCACGGAAUCGACCGCGUGCGGAUCUUUAAGAAGUCGCCUUACGGGAUGACUUCUGGAAGGAGAACGGGUGGCCUGAGCAGUUUACCCGCAUGCUUGCGCCGGGUAAGAGCCUCCAAAGGAGGAGGCGCGGGGGGGAAGGAAAUGAGUUUCACAGCGUCCUAUGAAGAGCCAAGGCUUUUACUCCGAGUUGCAUUCCCAGUGGUUACCACGCGAGUGGCGUGAACCACGAUAAAAAAAGAAGACGACAUAGUCAAUGACGUGGGAGUGUCAGACCAUGUAUGGGCCAGGUGGGGGGGCAGUAGAGAGGGUCGGAGGCCUGAAGUGAGUGCAAGCUACGACCAAACAGC
This is a messenger RNA of Prorocentrum cordatum, 2175 nucleotides long. NCBI's taxonomy places the organism in Eukaryota, Dinophyceae, Prorocentrales, Prorocentraceae. The record is from the annotation of a GenBank genome assembly.